This is a messenger RNA of Danaus chrysippus (African queen), 1059 nucleotides long. The record is from the annotation of a GenBank genome assembly. NCBI's taxonomy places the organism in Eukaryota, Metazoa, Arthropoda, Insecta, Lepidoptera, Nymphalidae.
AUGGCGAAAACAGUUGCUGAAGCUCCCGUUGUUAAGACAAUUGCUAAGAAAAACAAACUCAAAAAUAAGAAGCCAAAACCCAAAAAUCUGAAAGCCGGUGCAGCUUCGGAAUCAGCUUUGAAGCAAGUGAAGAAAGUUACUGAAGUGAAACCAAAAGCUGAAGUACAGGUCAAAGAAAAUCCUAUUCCAGAAGCAAUCCUCAAAAAAUAUCCGGUACUGAAAAAUGAUGAACUCGUCAAGAAAUUCCUGAGUGUAGAACUCACUAACAACCAAAAGGGAAGAAUUCGGCAAGUAUUGAAAGAAAGCUUUAAAGGCACAGCCGAGGACCAAUUGCCAGAUGUGAUCAACAACAAAAUACAAUCAAUAAUGAAGAAAUCAGAAAAUCUGAACGAAUCUGAAUUAAGAAGAAUAAGAAUAUUGUAUAACAUGCUGAAACUCUCCGUACAUAAAGAAAAACCUGUACCCAAAGCUAAGAAUGCGAGUAAAAAUAAAAUAAGAAAGGAAAGGAAAAGGAAAGCAAAGGAAGCUCAAGAAAAGGAAGGAAACAAUGAGUCUCCUAAAGAAAAGAAAACAAAUAAUGUAGAUGAUAAGGAGAAAGUUAAAAAUAAGAAAAAUGACCAAGAAAAAUCUAAUGACAAUCAAAAAGUUAAGGGACCUAAAAGAUAUGUAGUAUUCAUCGGUAAUUUGGCUCAAGAUAUUGAUAAAGAAAGGUUGAUGAAACAUUUUUCGGACAUCAGUGACUUUGUUGUGGACGUCCGCAUCCCAAAACUGGCCGAAGGAAAGAAGAGUGCCAUCGCUUACUUGGAACUGAAGAACGAGUCUAGUUAUGAGAUUGCCCUUUCCAAACAUCACACAAUGUUGGACAACAGACGAAUCAAUGUGUUAUAUUCAACGCAACAGAACAGCAAGAUCACUAAGACUGAGGCAAAGGGUAAAUCAGCAAAACUAAUAGCACUACAGAAGUCAGGUCAACUGUCCGGGAGUGUCCCGCUGAAUAAGAAGAGAAGUCAACGAAGAAUGAAAGCAAAGUUAGCACAGAAGAAACCUGAACAGGCUUAA